UUGUUAUCUCUAUCACAAAUAAUUUGUAUAUUAGAGUCCUAUCUUUUAUUAUUGCCUUAAUAUAUAAGUUUUAACUAAUUUAUUUUUUGGUUUCAUUGCAAAGGUGACAAGAGCAUAAGGACUCAUGUUUUUGUGAAAAUCUUGUCUCCUUGAUUGAGUUAAGUCAUUCUGAAUUAAUAUUUUAUUGCAUGUCUUUUUCAUGUUUUUUAAAAUGUUUUACUACUUACUGUCUAAGGUUAGGGUGAAGGUUGGAGCCUUUAAAAAUUCAGAAUUACAUUAGAUAUGAUAAAAAUUGAUUGCAUCCUAAAAUUGAAGUAUAACUUAAUUAAUCUUGGUUAAAAUAAAAAAACAAAUACCAAGUAAGAAAUUAUUUUAAUGCUACACCUAGGGGCACUAUAUUUUUCAGUCUGUUUGUUUUUGUUUAUUUGUCCAUUUGUGUUUCUGUCCCGCUUCAGGUUAAAUAUUUUGGUCAAGGUAGUAAGGUAGUUUUUGAUGAAGUUGAAGUCCAAGGAGCUUUAUAGUUUUUAUGCCAAAUUAGAGUUUUGACUUCAAUUUAAUGAUCCACUGAACAUAGGAAAUGAUAGUGAUAGUGGAGCAUACCUGUACUAUAGACAUAUUCUUUUUUUUUCGAAAUUUUAGAUAUCUAGAUGUUAACAUAAAAGCAUCUGCCUUCUACAAACAGUACAACCAGCACAUACCUGCAUUUCUCCAUAAUCGACCAAAGGAGAUGGACAAGGGAAACAUCAAAGUAAGACACCAGUUGGUCUGCACCACAAACAACAUCAUUAAUGGAAAAUAUGUCCCUGGACGACAUGAAAAGAACAAAUUAAUACCAUACGACUUUGUCAUUGGAGCCUACCACCAGAGAGGAGGUCAUUGGGAUUUGCUGAUUGUUGAACCAUCAAAGGGAAAGGUUGUUUUUCUCAACCCUUUGGGAGCCUCACCAAAUCAAAAGAGAACAGUUCUUUUGAAUUGGAGAAAAUACAUAGGACAGAUGCUUCUUCUUCAUCCAGAGAAUGGGUACAAAAACUGGACACUGGAAGUACCUGACCAUUCCAAACAACUAGAUGGAUCCAGUUGUGGCAUCUUCUGUCUUUUGUUUGCAGAGAAAUAUCUGGCUGGACAAUCUCUGCUUGGUAUAACUCAGGAAGAAGUAAAUAAUAAAAGGGUAAUGAUAGCCCAAACACUGAUGAUGUUUGAAGGACACAUGGUGGGAUGCUGUCCAUGCUGUGGAUUUCGAACAAAUGCUGAUGAAGAACAAUUGAUUCAAUGCAAAAUAUGCAAGAAUUUGUUCCACAGAAAAACCCAUUGUGUUGGUGAGGCUUUUGCAACUGGCACCAGCAAUGAAGACUUUGUUUGUGAAAUAGACAGAACAGUUGAAAAAAAAUGAGCUAUUUUGUAAAUAAUAAUCAAUUUUGAAAUAUUUAUACAUUAGGGAUAGUCAACCAUGUAAAAUGAGUUUUGUUUUACUGAGAUCAAGUGUUGUACAGUUAUAUUUCUGUGUAGAACAUACUGCCAGAUUACUGAAGUUAGUAUUAUGCCUGUACUAACCUCUGUAACCUGUUUAUACAUAAGGGGUAGUCAACCAUUUAAUAUGAGUUUUCUUUUACU
Molecule: messenger RNA, 1611 nt
Organism: Mytilus trossulus (common blue mussel)
Lineage: Eukaryota; Metazoa; Mollusca; Bivalvia; Mytilida; Mytilidae
Exons: 7
Coding region: 578-1390 (270 amino acids)
Biological process (GO): proteolysis
Molecular function (GO): cysteine-type peptidase activity
Source: RefSeq, a predicted model, not a curated record